ACACAAAUAUUGGGAAAAUACAUCACAAAAAGUACAUAUAAAGAAUAAGUAGCUCUUAUAAGACUAAUAAUUAUGUUGGCUAUUAGAGAUAUUGAAUAUUAUAUGUCAAAAGACACAAGUGGAACUAAUAGCUUUACUGACUCGCUUUCUAUAAUAUUGUCUGAAUUUGCAUUAUACGAGCCUAAGACUUAUGAGAGGAACUUCACGGACCCUUUAUUAAUAGGAAAACAAACUCCGGAACCUAUAUCACCUAACAAGAGUUCAUCUAGUAACCUGAAAAGAAAAAUUCUAAAUUUUGUACCCAUCACAAACAUGAUGAAAUUCAUAGUUCCUCUAGGAAAAUUGACAAACGUAGAUUAUUUGAUCAAAAAUGGCACAUACGCCGCCAAAUUAAUCAGUGAUCUUCAGAAGGACGACGAGAAGGUUCCGCCGGAUUACUUAAAGUAUUUAAUCACAUUUGCCCGGAUAUUCUGCAGCUCAAAGUUUGAUUUGUUUGAGAUAGAAAAAAUCAAAUAUACUUCUAUGGUAGAGAAACUUCAUACGGCCGUCUUCAAGACUUCUUUGGAUAUAUUGAAAAUUAACGAAUCAACAGAGCAUCAUUGUAACAAAUUACUGUCCAUAUUGGAGUCCAUUCCUGACCUAAAUAUAAUGUGGAAAAUAAUCAAACCAAUAAUUAUGGGCAAAAUAUUGUACACUCCUCGUAAUAACGCCACCAACAAGAUAAUGUCUAAUCUUAACUUAACGUUUGAGCGAAUGGACUUCAUCCACAAGUUUCUGAAUGACUAUAUGUAUUAUAUAUCUGAAGCUACGCCUGAAUGGCUUGGAUUUUUUAAGGGGACUUUUAAACAUAUUACAAGUAAACUAAAGGAGUACAGUGUUUACAUAUCUCAAGUUUCGAAUCUGAUUGCUUGUUUCCAAUUUAACAAGAUAAUCGGAGUUUCGACAGAAAAUGAACUGGAAAAAGAGGCCUAUAAGCUCAUGCAAGAUAACCGCUUCUAUGCAGGCAUAGUUUUUAUUGACAUGGAUGACGAUAACAAGAGUAAAAUUGAAUAUAACCCUUACCCCCCUUCUAACUACAAUAUUUACGGGUUGCCAUCUUUUGUAAGGUAUAAGAUACGAAUGGAUUCAGAGCGGGUCGACGCAACAAAUACCAUGCUUAACCUGAUCGAUCAAGUUGGUGCAAGACGUAAUCCCUUGACAGAUCUUAAAUAUUAUUACCAUGGAUUCGUCAUGCUUCAGGAUCUAAUAGAUAUAGCCAUAAUUGACGCUCUAACUGGAAACGAAUAUCGGGAUGUUAAAGACAUUCCGUUUAUCAAUGUUGUCGGGAACAAAAAAAACAAGAGGGAGAAAAAUACUGAUAAUGAAAAACCGAACACAUAUAUCCGGAAACCGGGAAUUUUGCUGCAGCAGUCACCUCACCCUUGUUAUUGGAUCGAUAUGUUUCUGCGUUCGGUAACAAGACUGCUGCCUUUAAUUAUAUGCAUUUCCUGGAACUACAGUGCAGCUAUGUUGAUAAAAAAUUUAGUAUACGAAAAAGAAAUUCGGUUGAAGGAAUACUUUCGAAUUAUGGGUAUGAAGUUCAGCAUAUAUAGAUUUGCCUGGAUGGUUUCCAGUUUGUUCAUCAUGGAGAUAUCUACCAUUAUCAUGGUUUUACUGCUGGUUUAUGGUGGGAUUUUUACUUACUCCAACAAGCUAGCUUUGCUGGUCUUAACAACUCUCUUCAAUAUAUCCAUCAUCUGUUUUUCGUUUCUUAUAAGCAGUUUUUUUUCCAGAGCUAUAAUAGCGGCCGCCGUUGGAGCCAUCGCCUAUUUCCUGACAUAUUUGCCGUUCAGUUAUUUUUUCAAAUUCGAAAGUUUGUUGUCUUUAACAAAUAAACUAUUAUAUUGCCUUCUUUCAAAUGUAGCCAUGUCAGCCAGCAUUCUCCAAAUUGCCAGAUGGGAAAUGGCAUACGAAGGUAUCCAAUGGGAAAACCUGCACCUAGAUUCACAUGAAAAUCACAGCCAAUUUAGCAUUGGUUAUUGCAUGCUUAUGCUCAUAGUCGAUUCAGUGAUUUACUACACUCUGGCUAUAUAUAUAGAAUCGGUCAAGCCAGGUGCUUAUGGAGUCCCUAAGCCCUGGUACUAUCCUAUUAUUUCUUUAUUCAACACCUUUUACAAGUUAAGGGACCAUUUUUAUAUGAGAAAUGACGACGAUCAAUCAGGAGAAGAUUAUAAGGAUAAAACGAUUAUUGAUAUACCCAACGAUCCCCACUUUGAACCCGAAUCCCUCAAUCUGAUUAAAGGCAUAGAGAUGAGAAACCUCGUCAAAAUCUACAAUAACAAAUUGGCCUUGGACAAUUUGAACGGGAGUUUUUAUGAAAAUCAAAUAUCAGUUCUACUCGGUCAUAAUGGGGCAGGUAAAUCUACGGCCAUCGCAAUAAUGGUGGGAGUAAUACCUCCAACAUCUGGAGAUAUAUUAUUGUACGGUCAUAAUAUUAAGAAAGAGAAUAAAUUAAUUAGGCAAAUUGGACUAUGCCCUCAAUACAAUGUAAUAAUAGAUGAUUUCACUGUGGAAGAACAUUUAUAUUUCUAUGCCAAACUCAAAAACUUAGAUAAAAACAUCAAUGAAAAGGAAAUAAUUUCCAUACUGGAAGUCAUAGAUAUGCUGCAAUACAGAUUUAGAAUGGCUAAAGAUAUAUCUGGUGGAAUGAAACGUAGAUUGUGCAUAGCUAUUGCUUUCGUAGGGAACAGCAAAAUAAUCAUAUUGGAUGAACCGACCGCGGGUGUCGACCCCUUUUCAAGACAUGGUAUAUGGGACAUUUUGAUAAAAUUCAAAAGAGGUCGGACUAUAUUGCUAACCACGCAUUACAUGGAUGAGGCGAAUCUCCUCGGCGAUAAAAUUAGUAUUUUGUCGCAGGGUAAAUUGAGAUGUAGUGGUUCCACUUUAUUCCUGAAAUCCAUUUUCGCCAAAGGUUACAACCUCACUCUUUUCAAGGAUUCUAAGAAAUUGAAUACCGAUCAAUUGGCCCAAAUGGAAUUGAUGCUACCGUAUGUUGAUAGGCUUAAAAAAAUAGCAGAUGAAUCAAACGAGGUAAAGGAAGAGUUUUUUCAAGAGAUCUUCUUGUCUUUACUCAGGCACUUCGUGGCAAAUAGCGAAUUAAUUGAACAUAUAGGAAAUGAAUACACUUUCGUUUUACCUUAUUGGAUGAGGUCAAACUAUUUUGAUUCGACCAUGAAUUAUAAAGCUCUCAAAGAUUUGUUCAUAAUACUCGAAAAUUACAAAGAGGCCCUUGGCAUAGAUAGUUACGGUUUGACUGACGCUUCAUUAGAAGAAGUAUUUAUAAAGGUAACUGCAUUGCAUGAUGAAAAUUUGGAAAAAGAUAUGGGGGAUUUGUUAUAUCAAACAACGGAUAGAGGCAAAUAUGCAAUGCCCAUGUUAAAAAGUGCUGCUAUUCUUCUGGCCCGAAAAGAAGGUUUGGAAAAAAGGAUCGAGGCAAUUUCUCAAAUGAAAGAGGAAAAGGAAAUCAAAGAUAAUGAAAUCCCUAUAGAAGGUCGCAUAGACUUCACUGGAUCUGGAAAAAUAAAAGUAUAUAGUUGCAAAAGAUACUUUCAACAAUACACCGCUAUAUGCCAAAAGCGUUUUAGAAGACACCUCCGCAACUUUAAGGGUUUUCUUGUGGAAGUAAUUUUACCCGUGAGUAUAAUCUUUUUCACAUUACUUUUCACCAGACUGAUUCCUUCUUCGCCUAAAACUUUGCCCUUACCACUCAGUCCCUGGACAUACAAAGUAUCGCAAUAUGUUUUUUUCAAAGAAUCUACCCACGAUAGCUCCCGCCCAAUUUUAUCGCAAGACAACUUUGUUUUCGACUCGGUUAUAUCAUCUCUUCAAUACGACAAUAGUACGCAAUACAUCCGGAUAAACACGAGUACUCAACCCGUUUGUAUUUUUUUAGUGGACGAAAAAAAUCGAAAUGCUCCAUCCUAUGUCUCUCUUGAUGUUUUCCAUCAAUCCAAUAAAUCCAUUCAAGAUAUUUCUAAGGUUAUGCCUCAUGAAGCUGGAUCUCGUAUGGUUUACAAUCUAUGGCUGGCGGAUAUGGAGAGAAGAUUGUGCACUCCUGGGGUACUUUAUAAUGCAGGUCCUAAGCGUUAUACGAACACUAUAUUAAAACUGCAUAGCGAUUACCGCGAUGGAAUAAAAUUAAAUUUAGGAAGCAUAGAUAGGAAUAAAUUUGGAGUUAGUAGAGAACUUAAUAAGUCUUAUCAUUAUAAUUCAUAUGGAAAGGGCUUUAUUCCUUUACACCUUAACCAAAAAAGCAGUAUAUUGGACAUUCUAGGAGGGAAUAUAAUAGGCGGAAAUAGCGAUAUGAAACUUGAUUUGAAGGAUAAUUUGAAUAUUUUUGAGCAUAAGAUGAUUGGAAAUAUAAAUAAUUUAAAAAAUAAUGGGACAAUUGAAAAACUUGGAAUAAACUUUGGAUCUUAUAGUAAACAUAUUAAUGUACGAGAUAAAGUAAAUGAGAAACAAAAUGUUUUCCAAAAGAUAUUUAAAAAAAAUCAAAUAAUAGACCCCAAGAAUAAUGAUAUAUCUAUUUUAUAUGGAAGUUAUAGCAGUUAUAACAAUGACAUUAAAGUAAAAAUGGAUAAUUUGCCCAAAUUCUCUGCAAAAAAAAACAAACGCCAUAUGAUAAAUCAAUUCAAUCGUGAGCAAUGUCAUUGCCCACAUCGUGAGAAUCCAACUAUUUAUCACUGUGUUCAGGGCUCAGCUGGAAAGCUCCCAUUUAUAAUACAAACUAAGGGACCAUAUUCAUUGCUCAAUUAUACUGGAAAAAAAAAUGUAUCAUCUUACAUGGUGAAGACGACUUUCGGUUUUGACUUAUUUCGCGUUGGAGGGUUAGAGCAUGUAACAUAUAAGGAUAUGUUAAAUACUAAUGAAGGAAACUCUUCUAAUUAUGAUGUUAAUCGGACAAAACCCGUUCUAGUUCGUUUUUUGGUGAAUAAUCUCAGAGCUCUUCUUACUAACUUGCCAGAUAAAUUAAAAACAAGGUAUCGCGAAAAAUACAGGUUGCUGGCUCCCUUUUUAGAAGAAAAACCCCGGGACUAUGUUAAGAUAUGGUAUGACAAUAGGGUGAUGCCCAGUAUGCCUUCCUUCCUCUCAUUAUUCAAUAAUGCUUAUCUGAAAUUCCGAAUAGGACAAAAAAUUAACCAAAGUAGAAAGUCUGGAGUUCCUGUUUUACCUAUGAUAAAUGGGAAUACCAGUGUUGACGACUAUGGCAUACUAGUUAUAAGCCACCCUAUAAAAUCGCAUUAUCACCUUGUUCAGGAUAUGAGUGUGACUUUAGCGAUCUACAUGACUGUAGCCAUCGCUAUAUUAGCGGCUUUGUCCUUCGUUCCAGCCUCUUACGCUACUUAUUUGGUGCUUGAAAAAGUGACCCAUUCUAAGCACCUACAAAUGGUUUCAAGUGUACAUCCACUAUCUUAUUGGUUAGCGAAUUUCACUUGCGAUUAUAUAUCCUACCUCAUAACCAUGACGCUCGUUAUACUUUUGUUCGUGGCAUUCAAUGAAAGAUUUUUCAUCCAUUUCGGCAGUUUCCCAUCUUUCCUGCUCCUCCUCUCCUUAUAUGGAUGGGCAAUUAUACCAUACAUGUAUCCUUUGACAUGGAUAUUUCAGAAACCUGGAUCAGGCUUCGUCAUCAUGGCCAGCGUAAAUUUGCUAGUGGGAGCUGUUUGCACCAUCAUAACAUUCAUUUUGGAAAUGAUUGGUGUUGAGGAAGUUGAGAAUAUUAACAACAUACUUAAGAACAUCUUUUUGAUCUUUCCUCAAUAUGGGUUGGGCCGAGGAUUGCUAAAUAUAGCCAUUAAAAACAUUAUAAAAGACACGGCGAAUAGAUUUGGAGGUACCCCCGAACUGCCGUCUCAUUAUGAGUGGAAUCAUAUCGGGCGAAACCUGGCGAGCUUUUUAAUUCUGGGCAUAGCAUGCUUUGGGCUCACCCUUUUGUUGGAAUACGGUGUUUUUGAUAAGUACCUGUGGACCCCUAUCAAGUCACGGAAUGAUAGAAAAUUUCUGAAGAAUCUGAAAUCACCUGCCCCUACACCGAUCAAUACUAAAGAUAAAAUGUCUCACACAGGCAAUAAUGAAAAAAAUAAAAUUCCUUCUAAAGAAAUAAUAACAAACGAAGAACCAGAAGACGAUAACGUAGCGCAGGAAAGAAACAAGGUGGAUAAAUGUGACUCCUCAAAAACACCCUUGAUUAUUCGAAAUGUAUCCAAAGUUUACGAUAACAAAAUUUUGGCCGUGCAUGGGGUGGCAUUUAUUGCAGAAAAGGGGGAGUGUUUUGGAUUAUUAGGUGUUAACGGAGCAGGAAAAACAACGACAUUUAAAAUGGUUACAGCUGAAACGUCAAUCACUCUAGGAGACAUAUCUGUUCAUGGCGUAAGCAUAACAAAGAAAAGAGGGGUAGCAAGACAAUUUAUGGGAUAUUGCUCACAAGAUGACUCGUUGGACCAAUUGAUGACAACCACCGAAAUCUUGCAAUUCUAUGCAUUGAUAAAAGGCAUCUGUAAAGAAGAUGUCCAAUCAGUUGUGGAUUGGAGUAUAACUAAUCUCGAUUUAGUGGGUAACGAAAAGAAACUGAUCAAAAACUUAUCAGAGGGUACCAAAAGAAAACUUUCAACAGCUGUGGCUUUAGUUGGAAAUCCCCCCAUCAUAUUACUUGACGAGCCAACUACAGGUAUGGAUCCCACAGCUCGCCGUUUCCUUUGGAACUGUAUUUUAGACUUAAUUAUAAAUGAUAAAUGCAUUCUAUUCACUUCUCAUAGUAUGGAGGAAUGCGAGGUAUUGUGUUCUAAGGUAGCCAUUAUGGUAAACGGUAAAAUAAAAUGUAUAGGAAGUCUACAGCAUCUGAAAAGCAAAUAUGGGGAAGGUUAUUUUGUCACGAUAAAGUUGAAAUUGGAAGCUUUGUCUCCUUACUAUGUCACGUCAUAUAUCGACUUAUUGAUUAAUCACUUAAAAUCUAUUUUUCCGACUUGCAAUAUCAAAGAAAAACAUGAAAGCCGUAUUUUGAUUCAUUUUCCUCAGAAUGAUUUGAAAUUAUCUCUGAUAUUUGACGCUUUGGAAGCCGUGAGAGACAAAUACCAUAUUCAAGAUUAUUCCAUCACUCAAUCCACACUUGAACAAGUAUUUUGCAUAUUCGCUGCUACGCAAAAGGAUAAAAUUCAUACAAAGGUGGCUAAUUUUCAAGAUCGUAUUCAUUCCAUACCCUAUCAUCUUAUGGACUCCACCAAAUUAUAAUUAUUAAAAGAAAUUUAUCAUUCAAACAUUAUCUUAAAUUAAGCAUUGUUGAUAUUUAAUUAUUUAUAUAUGUACAAUGUAUAUGCAAGUCUGGAUGAUAUUAGAGCCC
This is a messenger RNA of Gordionus sp. m RMFG-2023, 7372 nucleotides long. RefSeq names its product phospholipid-transporting ATPase ABCA1-like. Bases 73 to 7263 code for a protein of 2396 amino acids. The transcript has 28 exons. Gene Ontology annotation, biological process: lipid transport; transmembrane transport. Gene Ontology annotation, cellular component: intracellular membrane-bounded organelle; membrane. Lineage: Eukaryota; Metazoa; Nematomorpha; Gordioida; Chordodea; Parachordodidae. The record is from RefSeq and is a predicted model, not a curated record. Gene Ontology annotation, molecular function: ATP hydrolysis activity; lipid carrier activity; ABC-type transporter activity.